Messenger RNA from Nerophis ophidion (straightnose pipefish), 3421 nucleotides. It is a transcript of the gene noxo1a, whose product is annotated as NADPH oxidase organizer 1a. Gene Ontology annotation, molecular function: superoxide-generating NADPH oxidase activator activity; phosphatidylinositol binding; protein binding. Gene Ontology annotation, biological process: superoxide anion generation. The transcript is spliced from 8 exons. NCBI's taxonomy places the organism in Eukaryota, Metazoa, Chordata, Actinopteri, Syngnathiformes, Syngnathidae. The record is from RefSeq and is a predicted model, not a curated record. The coding region runs from base 95 to 1654 and encodes 519 amino acids.
GGAGUAUAAAUCCACCUUGCACAGCAUCGAGUGCAUUAGCAGACCGGCUGCGUCGUCACAUGUGCUGCUUUUGGAACAUUAUUUCAGGUUAGCCAUGGAGCCACAGAGGUACCCCGUCAGCAUCCGCGUACUGGGAGUGAUGCAGAAGGAUAAGAAAAACAUGUACAUGGUCUCCGUGCAGUGGUCGGAUGACAACAACAUCCAGAUUUACCGGACCAUCGAGGACUUCAAGAAAAUGCACAAGCAGCUAAAGAAAGCGUUUCCAGCCACCAAAAAAACCGAGAGAAGCGUGCCCAAGUUUCAAGUGACAAAGAAGGCCAAAUCCAACCAGAAGAACAACACCGCCAAAGCCCUGCAUUACCUGCAGCCCUUGCAGACGUACUGCGAUAAACUGCUGCGCUCCGACGUGCAGAUCAACCAGUCUGUUCACCUCAUCCAGUUUCUCCACCCCAAAGACGCGGAACUCAAGCCCGAGUACUCCAACAACGGCGUCGUCAUCAUGCCCCCCGAUGGCGAAGUCCCGCGACGCGAAGUCCUGAGCCCCGGUGGCGGCAAUGUGACUCAGCCGUUUGCAGCCGAGACGUACAGGUGCUUGGCCCCCUACGAGACCAAGGACACCAAGAACAAGCCGUUCAAGGUGGCGCUGAAUGAGAAAGUGGACGUGGUCAUCAAAGACAAAGCGGGAUGGUGGCUUGUGGAGAAUGAAUACAAGGCCUUGGCUUGGUUUCCCGCGCCGUACCUGGAGAGGCUGGAUGACGAACCCGAAGAGGAUUCUACCGAUGGACUUCCUCAAAAAGGAAUUUUGUACACCGUCACCAAGAGCUACGAAGCGACCAAGGAUGACGAAAUAACAGUGAGCCUCGGUGCAGUAGUCGAGGUCCUGCAGAAGUCUGAAAACGGCUGGUGGCUCAUCAGAUACAAAGCCAAGGCUGGCUACAUCCCGACUAUGUAUCUGAAACCCCAGAACAACCAUACUGCGAAAGCGCAAAGCCCCAGUCAAGAGUAUACCAGUCCCACCCUCCUGUCCCCCAAAAGCCUGGCCGUACAGUCGCAGCAGUUCAGCCGCUCCCAAGAGGACAUUUUGAAGCCGUAUCCCCCUGCCAGGUCCCCCUCACCCAAGACCCUGCAACCGGUGAGCAGGAAAUUGUCCAAAUCGGCCGAGGUCUUGAAUAGACCUCGACAAACCUCGCCAGUUCAAAGCGUCACCAAGCCGGUCAUCGCCCCGCCUCCCCCCAUAAAACUCAUCCCCACGCCCAUCAUCAAGGUGGAGAGCAGAGUGGACGACCAGCGCCUAAGCCCCGAGGAGGACAGCGACAGAGAGUUCACAAGCGACAGCGACUUCAGCAGCGACGAACUGGAAUCCUCCUCAGCCAGCUCGGUCAUGAACCUGAGUAUGAGCUGCGACGACUACACCCUGAGGCACGGCCGCAGCCCCCCGUCCCCGUCCAGGUACAGCCUCAGCCCGGACAGCAGCAUAGAGGGCAGGCUAACGCCCGCCGUCUCGGAGUCCAACAUCUGCAAGAGCCCCAACGGGGUGCCCAAGGUGCCGCCCAGGCCGAAUCAGAAGGAGAUCCUAAGCCGCUGCACCACCGUCACGCGCAAGAACGCCAACAGGGCUGCGAGCCCAUCCCCCACAUCCAUAGAAAGUCGGUAACUGUUCCGUGUCCAUGUACUUGUUUUGUAGAUUAUUGUUAUUCUAGAGCAGGGGGCGCCCGCUGGCCUGUUCUAAAAAUAGCUCAAAUAGCAGCACUUACCAGUGAGCUGCCUCUAUUUUUUAAAUUGUAUUUAUUUACUGGCAAGCUGGUCUCGCUUUGCCCGACAAUUUUAAUUCUAAGAGAGACAAAACUCAAAUACAAUUUGAAAAUCCAAGAAAAUAUUUUAAAGACUUGGUCUUCACUUGUUUAAUAAAAUUCAUUCAUUUUUUUUACUUUGCUUCUUAUAACUUUCAGAAAAAACAUUUUAGAGAAAAAAUACAACCUCAAAAAUUUUUUUUAAACACAUAUACCUUUUAAAUUCCUUCCUGACCAUUUAAAUCAAGUAUUUAUUUUUUAUUGUAAAGAAUAAUAAAUACAUUUUAACUUAAUUCUUAAUUUUAGCUUCUGUUUUUUCGACAAAGAAUAUUUGUGAACUAUUUCUUCAAACUUAUUACGAUUAAAAUUCCCCCAAAAAAUUAUUCUGGCAAAUCUAGAAAAUCUGUAGAAUCAAAUUUAAAUCUUAUUUCAAAGUCUUUUGAAUUUCUUUACAAAUUUUUGUUCUGGAAAAUCUAGAAGAAAUAAUGAUUUGUCUUUGUUAGAAAUAUAGCUUGGUCCAAUUUGUUAUAUAUUCUAACAAAGUGCAGAUUGGAUUUUAACCUAUUUAAAACAUGUCAUCAAAAUUCUAAAAUUAAUCUUAAUCAGGAAAAAAUUACUAAUGAUGUUCAAUAAAUUCUAUUUUUUUUUUUUUUUUUUUCAAAAAGAUUCAAAUUAGCUAGUUUUUCUCUUCAUUUUUUGGGUUGAAUUUUGAAUUAUAAAGAGUCAAAAUUGAAGAUAAACUAUGUUUCAAAAUGUCAUUUUCUUUUUUUUCCGUGUUUUCUCCUCUUUUAAACCGUUCAAUUAAGUGUUUUUUUUCAUCAUUUAUUCUCUACAAAAACCUUCCGUAAAAGGAAAAAGAAAUCUACGACGGAAUGACAGACAGAAAUACCCAUUUUUUUUAUAUAUAUAUAGAUGUAUUUAUUAAAGGUAAAUUGAGCAAAUUGGCUAUUUCUGGCAAUUUAUUUAAGUGUGUAUCAAACUGGUAGCCCUUGGCAUUAAUCAGUACCCAAGAAGUAGCUCUUGCUUUCAAAAAGGUUGCUGACCCCUGAUAUAGAUGAUCACUAUCACUAUUCCAGUCUCUUCAGACACUAUUUUCCAUACUGGAAAAUGUUUUUUGUUGUGCCUUAUAUGCAUUUAAACAGUUGGAAAAAGAUUAUUGUGAAGCGUAUUAAUGAAGUCAUUAUGUUCUACAUAUGGGGAAUGUUCAUACUCAUCUUGGAAAAAGCAAACCACCACGUUUACGUAAAUAGUGGCAUGAUAAGAUAAGGCCCCUUAGUUUGGUGUAUUGGAUCACUUCUCGUAGGAACGAGGCUCUAAUUGGGACUUCGGAAUGCAAAAGUGAUAGCCCUAUCCUGGAGAAGAGACUACCUGUCUAGUUCAAACACCAACCUUUAAGUUAUGACUUAAAGCAGUUGUUUUCCAGACACUUUACACACAAACAUCGACUUUUAUGGUCAGGGGGCGCUGUUUAGACUUAGCGUACACCCAGACAGGCAAAGAAGGAAAAGAUAAACUGAUGGUUCGGCUUCUCCAAGGCAGGAAUUCUCCAUUUUCGACUAAGAUUCCUAUGAGUACUGCAGACCUGUUUGAAUGACGCUCACUUGUAAUAAAGCAACUUUUAAUUCAGCAAA